Molecule: messenger RNA, 1675 nt
Organism: Bactrocera tryoni
Lineage: Eukaryota; Metazoa; Arthropoda; Insecta; Diptera; Tephritidae
Product: L-threonine ammonia-lyase-like
Exons: 7
Coding region: 99-1577 (492 amino acids)
Biological process (GO): L-threonine catabolic process; L-serine catabolic process
Molecular function (GO): L-serine ammonia-lyase activity; threonine deaminase activity
Source: RefSeq, a predicted model, not a curated record
AGUCGUAAGAACUGUUAAGUGCUAAUAUUACGGAAGUAAAACAUAUUUGAGUUUAAUAUUUCGGUGGGUUCGCAGUAAAAGUUAAACACUUUGAAAACAUGCCUUCGGGAGAGAAAAAUGGCGAAACACCAUCUAAAACCACAGUGGCAGUACCAAAAUCGGUUGGCAACGACAGUGCAAAUGUGAAAGCCGAUAACAGUAAUAAAAAUAUAAAAGCUAAAUAUGUAAUUAAAAGUAGCGGUACAGUGCUCUUACCUAACCACGAUAUACCAGUGCCAACGAAAUUCAAUACUACAGAGAAUGUACUCGAUCCGUUCUGUGAUCCUGAGAAACCACAGAAAAUAUCCUUCCACGAUGUAACUUCGGCGGCUUUUCUCAUUAAGGAUGGUGUGGCGAAAACACCAUGUCCGCGUUCCACUUCAUCAGACUCUUAUGGCAUGGAUUUGUAUUUGAAGAAAGACUUUCUGCAAGUAACUGGCAGUUUCAAAGAACGUGGUGCUAGGUACGCUCUUCUCUGCCUCUCCGAACAACAAAAGAAGACUGGUGUCAUAUCCGCCUCGCUUGGAAAUCAUGCACAGGCGUUGAGCUAUCAUGGCUGGAAGCUAAAUAUACCCGUCAUAGUCGUAAUGCCAAAAGCUGCGCCCAUAAUGAAGAUUCAAAAAUGUCGCAAUUACAAGGCAACCGUAAUUGUGGAAGGCAAUGAUAUGGGUGAAGCUAAAACGAUCGCCAUGAAAAUGGCACAAGAUAAGGGUAUGCUCUACAUCAAUGGAUAUGAUCAUCCGCAAAUUAUGGCUGGUCAAGGCACAAUCGGUCUAGAGAUAUUGGAACAGGUGCCCAAUCCAGAUGCUGUGAUUAUACCGGUUGGUGGUGGUGGACUUAUAGCCGGCAUUGCAACCGCAAUUAAAGCUUUAUCGCCGAACACUACCGUUAUUGGCGUUGAGUCUGAGAAGUGUCCCAGCUUUUCGCAAGCAAUGGAAAAUAACGGACCCAUACACACACCCAUCAAUAAUACGUUAGCCGAUGGCUUAGCAGUACCCAAAGUCGGCUACAAUGCUUAUGUGACGGCACUACCGCUCAUCGAUAAGAUGGUGGUGGUGAAGGAGGAAUGGAUUGCAUUGGCCAUUCUACGUUUGGUGGAGGAGGAGAAGUGUGUGGUGGAGGGAGCAGGUGCUUCGGGCUUGGCCGCUGUACUGGCGGGACAGUUGAAUGAAUUGAAAGGCAAAAAGGUUGUGAUUCUCUUAUGUGGCGGCAAUAUAGAUACCACUGUAUUUGGACGCUGUUUGGAGCGUGGUCUAGCCGCCGAAGGUCGUCUAGUGAAGUUUCAAGCCGAAGUUAGUGAUCGCCCUGGUGGUAUAUAUGAUCUGUGCAGACUACUUUCCCACUUAGGUGUCUCCAUCAAGGAUAUAAUGCACGAGCGCGCUUGGCUCAGAGAUAUAUACACAGUGUCGGUUAAAGUCGUCUGUGAGACUCGUGACUGGUCCCAUAGUAUGGAAUUGAAGAAUGAAUUGAAGAAGCAUUAUACAAAUGUUGAGUUCAGUGAGGAGCCCAUGGCCAUACUUAACAAUGUAGCUUCUUAAUGAAUUUAAUUUAAUUAUACACUUAUUUAAAUACUUUGUUUACUAUUUAUAAGUAUGUGAAGAAAUAUGGGGAAUGCAGCAAAGGUUUCUAAAUUUAU